CAGAGGGUCAGAACGAAUGUGUGUGCGCUUGAGCAUUUAGGCUUAUUAUUCAUUUAUUUCGUAUUUUGAAUUAGUUAAUUAUAUUAAUUCAAAUCUUUUGAUUAUUCAUAUCUUAAUUUGUUUAUAUUUGUAUAAAUAGAUUCGGCUCUUCUGAUAUGCGAGAUGGCUCUAGAUCCGACUCGUUCGCGAACGACCCAUCACUACACCACAGGCUUCUGAUUCGUGGUGGAUCUGGCACCACGACGAGUGAACCAGAAUCAGGCAGGGUUUACAGGAGACGUUGAAUAUGGCGAUUUUCAUUUUAAACGCCAUAUUCUGGUUCACACGAGGAGUAAUGUUAGUAGCUAGCUGGCAAGAAAGCUACCUGUCACGGGGAGGAGUUCAUGUAUUUUUCAACUUUCAUGGUUUGCAUCCAAGCCUGGUUGUAAAAGUCUUCUAACGAGUUAACGUUACAGCAAACCGUGUUCUGGUCUGGUGGUGGACAGAUUGCUAAAGUUAACGUAGAACGCGUUCAUCUUGUUACCCCCAUGCACUGGAGUCUCGAUUCUGCCAUCUGGCUCAUUUAAUGUUAAAAAUAUUAGUAGUAAAGUUAGAAACAAGUCAGGGCAGGCAGUAAUUCUCAGUAACGUUAGAACAUUGACAUGUGACAAGAAAAUGGCUUUACCACCUAUGAUUUAAUUGAUUGGCCUGUUCUGACACAUUCUUGGUGUGAAAUAUAUAUGAAACGUGUUGUAUUUUUGUAAUUAUCCUUGCAUGUCGAUGGUGGUUGGAUAGUUAGAUUUUGAGGCCCGGCCAAGCUCAUUCAAAUUUUCAGCAAUGACGCUAGCCAACAAUGUUAACUGACUUUGAUGGAUAGUCGUUUUAUCAAAGACACUGAAGACGCCAGUGAAACUGACCUAGCGAAACACAACGAGGAUGACUAUGUGGAAAUUAAAGAACAGAUGUACAAAGACAAGUUGGCAUCAUUGAAAAGGCAGUUGACGCAACUCCAAGAAGGAACACUUCAGGAGUACCAGAAGAGAAUGAAGAAGCUGGACCAGCAAUAUAAAGAGAGACUUCGCAAUGCUGAUCUCUUCCUCCAACUCGAGACAGAACAGGUGGAAAGGAACCACAUCAAAGAGAAAAAAGCGGCGGUGAAGGAGUUUGACGAUAAGAAGGUUGAGCUGAAGGAAAAUUUAAUUUCUGAGCUGGAGGAAAAGAAGAAGAUGAUAGAGAAUGAGAAAUUAACAAUGGAGUUGACCGGCGAUUCUAUGGAGGUGAAACCCAUCAUGACCCGGAAAUUGAGGAGGAGGCCCAACGAUCCAGUCCCCAUUCCAGACAAACGAAGGAAACCUGCACCUGCUCAGUUAAACUAUUUGCUAACAGACGAACAGAUAAUGGAAGAUCUGCGAACACUGAACAAGCAGCUGAAGUCCCCCAAGCAUCCAGUGUCUCCGUCUUCUCCAGACCAUAUGCCCACCACUCCAGUAGAGGUCCCUUCACAGCGCUAUGAAGCCCGCAUCGAAGAAGGAAAGCUCUACUAUGACAAGAGAUGGUACCAUAAGGGCCAAGCCAUCUACCUGGAGUCAAAGGAGAAUACCAAGAUCAGCUGUGUCAUCAGCUCUGUGGGAACAAACGAGAUCUGGGUGAGGAAGACCAGUGACAGCACAAAGAUGAGGAUCUACCUGGGACAACUGCAGAGAGGAGCGUUUGUCAUCCGACGGCGGUCAGCGGCAUAGAACACAUGCCCCUUCUGUUUCUCCAUCCAUCUCCAUAGCAUUUCUCCAUCCAUCUCUAUAGCAUCUCCCUCAUUCUAUCUCUUUUUGUAAGUAAAGUAUGUGGCUUCACUCAUGUUGAUCCCCCGCCUCAAUGACUUCCUGAAGUUUCAACUAGGGAUGCACCAAUUAUAACAUUUUUGCCCGAUAUUGAUAUUUUCCUUGCCAAAUAAAACGAUACCCGAUAUGUAACAUUUUUGCGGCCUUUUAAGCAUUCUAGUACAGUUAAAUAGUUAACACGCAAACGGCGCAGCGGUCUAAGGCACUAUAUCUCAGUGCAAGAGGUUUCACUACAGUCCC
Molecule: messenger RNA, 2054 nt
Organism: Oncorhynchus tshawytscha (Chinook salmon)
Lineage: Eukaryota; Metazoa; Chordata; Actinopteri; Salmoniformes; Salmonidae
Gene: suds3
Product: SDS3 homolog, SIN3A corepressor complex component
Exons: 11
Coding region: 849-1718 (289 amino acids)
Biological process (GO): negative regulation of transcription by RNA polymerase II
Cellular component (GO): Sin3-type complex
Molecular function (GO): histone deacetylase binding
Source: RefSeq, a predicted model, not a curated record